GCAUUAGCGCGGAGUCUAUAGUCGAUGAUGUGAUAAAACGGCAAGCUGGGUCUACUGCGGCUGGGAACACUCCGACAUCGCAAGCUGCGCCCACAUCAAGGCAAGUAUCAACUACAAUUGUAGAAAGCACGUCUGUUUCAAUAACACCAAUAACAAUUAAAUCUAUAACUAGCGCGGCCGCACCAACAACGCAAGAAGCACCCUCUAGCACGCCCACAACAACCGCGGCCGCACCAACAACGCAAGAAGCAUCCUCUAGCACGCCCACAACAACGCAAGUAUCAACUACAAUUGUAGAAAGUUCAUCCAGUUCGACAACUCCAAUAACCACUAUAUCUGUAACUAGCGCGGCCGCACCAACAACGCAAGAAUCAUCCUCUAGCACGCCCACGACAACCGCGGCCGCACCAACAACGCAAGAAUCAUCCUCUAGCACGCCCACAACAACGCAAGUAUCAACUACAAUUGUAGCAAGUACAUCCACUUCGACAACUCCAAUAACCACUACAUCU
Messenger RNA from Acaulospora morrowiae, 512 nucleotides. The record is from the annotation of a GenBank genome assembly. NCBI's taxonomy places the organism in Eukaryota, Fungi, Glomeromycota, Glomeromycetes, Diversisporales, Acaulosporaceae.